GUAGCGCUACAUUAUUUUAAUAGCUUCAAAUGGACAAUAAAACGAUUGUUGCUCUCAUCCUAUUGAGACGUCGACUUAUUAGGCAAAGGUCCAAGAGAAAAUGUUGGAUUCAUCCACUAAAUUUGUUGCGGCCAACGCUGGGCGAGCAUUUAAAACUUGAAAUGAUGUACACUACUGUUCAGCCGAUAUUAAUAGUCUGAAAAAAAUCUGAGAGGUUUCUUGGCAGAUAUUUCAUAAUAUUUUCAAAAAACCAAAUAACCUCCCAGAAAAAUUUCCAAGGGAUUGAGACUAUUAAUAUCGGCUGAACAGUAGUUAUUCCGAUAAAUUCUUUGAGUACAGGCGGAUGUCUCCCAUCCAAUUCGAUAAGGUACUUGGCAUGGUGACAUUGGAUAUAACAUUGCAAGAUACAAAUUAUCGUCUUUCAAUACCUCCUCGUCAGCGGCUAUUUAUUGGCCUCAGGUAUUUAGUAAGUGGGGAUUCAAUCAAAACUAUUGCAACCAGCUUUAGCGUUGGAAGGUCAACUGUGCAGAAUAUUAUAAAGUCCGUUAAUCAAGCUUUAUGGAAAAAUUUGCAACCGGUUUAUCUGAAAGUGCCAGAUAAAGAAAAGUGGAUGGACAUUGUGAAGGGAUUUGAUGAAAAGUGGAAUUUUCCUAAUUGUUUAAAAUAAAAAUGCGUUGAAAGGACAUUAAAUGUUCAAAGUAAAGUUUUUUGUUGCAUGAAGGUUUUGUGAGUAAAAUUUUACUCACCGAAGCUUGGUGUGAACACUAGGCACACAUACUUUCAUGCGUAAAAAAAACAUUUGAACA
Molecule: messenger RNA, 806 nt
Organism: Folsomia candida
Lineage: Eukaryota; Metazoa; Arthropoda; Collembola; Entomobryomorpha; Isotomidae
Exons: 3
Coding region: 344-667 (107 amino acids)
Source: RefSeq, a predicted model, not a curated record